AUGACAGAACCAGCAAGCCAUGAAAAGCCCUGUGAUGUGGCUCCAGAAGAAUUACAGACGAAUGAUGCUCUGUCACCACCAAAGCAAUCAAAUAAACAGAAACUUGUGAUUGUUAUCGCUGCUUUCAUGCUCAACUUCUCCGGCUGUGGGCUCUUGUUUAGUUUUGGUAUAUUUCAAUCUCUCUAUGAGGACAUGGCAAAAGAGGCAAACAAUCCUUUCACUGGGGCUUCAUCUGCUGACAUCUCAUUGAUCGGUAGCAUAGCUGCUGCAUUGAUGAAACUAGGCGCACCAUAUGUCGUGGCAUGGUGUAAAUACUUUAGUCCACAGUCAGUUGUAUGUGCAGGUGGGCUACUAUUUGGUAUUGCGAGUGUGUUAGCCAGUUUUGGAAACGCCCUGUGGCAUUUCCAGCUCUCGCAGGGGCUAUUGAUCGGCAUUGCUACCUGCCUUUCUUUCAUGCCAUCUAUGGCGGUACCGCCUACUUGGUUCGGCAAAUACAGGGGAUUGAAUAUGGGAAUUAUUUCUGCUGGCACUGGAAUUGGAGGCCUCGUCUGGUCUCCGAUACUAUCAGCAUGCUUCCAGAGUAUAGGAUUCCGGAAUACACUGCGACUGACUGGCUGCAUCUGCACUGUCUUAAUUUGUGGAUCUGGAGCUGUUUUAAGAUGGGACCCGAAAAUGGCUGCACGACUUCAUGAAGAUAACUUGAAGCUGUCUUCGGUUUCCGGGCUUUUCAAAGUCCCCCUCCCACCCCGAGAGAUCGUCACAUCCCGCAAGUUCGUUGCCCAAUGCCUCAAUGCCGCUUUCCAGAGUGCAGCAUAUUAUACGCCCGUAUUUUAUAUCGCAGCCUAUUCCAAAACACUUGGAUAUAGCGACUCUGAAGGCUCGAACUUUACCGCAUUGAGCAAUUCCUGCAACGCCAUUGGAAAGGUCGCAGUUGGUUUUGUUGCUGACAAAAUUGGACGACUCGACUCUUUCUUUCUCACGACUCUGCUGAGCUCUGUGUCGACCGCAGGGCUGUGGAUACCGAGUACUGUUCUCGGUAGCGCGAAUCAAUCAUCAGGCAGAGGACUUUUCCUGGGAUUCACGGUUCUUUACGGUCUCUUUGCUAGCGCAUACAUCGGUCUAUUCUCCCCCGCCUUGGUUGAGAUUUUCGGGAUGGAGAAUUUGCCACGGAUCACAGGAAUUAUGUAUUUCCUCCAGGGAGCAGCUGGAUUUGUUGGAACGCCAGUGGCGGGCGUUUUGGUUCGGUCGCUGCCCAGUAGCAAGGCGACGGAAAAUUAUGUAUACAUGGCGGUUUUUGUGGGAGCCUUGAUGGUUGCAUCAACUGUGACUGUCUUUUGGGCUAGAAUUGAGGUUAUGGUGGAACGCUUUGGAGGGGAAAAGCGAUGGGCGUGGAAACUGUAA
Molecule: messenger RNA, 1401 nt
Organism: Penicillium manginii
Lineage: Eukaryota; Fungi; Ascomycota; Eurotiomycetes; Eurotiales; Aspergillaceae
Product: monocarboxylate transporter
Exons: 2
Coding region: 1-1401 (466 amino acids)
Biological process (GO): transmembrane transport
Cellular component (GO): fungal-type vacuole membrane
Molecular function (GO): transmembrane transporter activity
Source: RefSeq, a predicted model, not a curated record